This is a messenger RNA of Vitis vinifera (wine grape), 641 nucleotides long. RefSeq lists its product as uncharacterized. The transcript has a single exon. The coding region runs from base 177 to 485 and encodes 102 amino acids. Lineage: Eukaryota; Viridiplantae; Streptophyta; Magnoliopsida; Vitales; Vitaceae. The record is from RefSeq and is a predicted model, not a curated record.
CCAUUCUAAGCCCGGAAACAAACCAGUGACUGCCCACUUGUCGAAACACCAAGACAAGAGGCGCAACGUGCCCAAUUCUCAAACCCCCACUCAAUGCCUCCCUGAAACGUGUCAGCCCACCAUGAACCACUUUUGAACCUUUCCAGGCUUGAGGUGUUGAUGGGAGACUAGGAGAGAUGGGAAUGAGUGGGAAGGAGGAGUGGAGGAAGAUGGCGGACACCCACAUGAUGAAGGACGAAGAGGUUAAAACAAAGGGAGUAGAGGCUUCCAAGAGGCCGCCUGGACACAACCCAGGGGAAGUGCUGCACCAGAGGCGUAAAUUGCCUUACAGUCCUCCAACAAUGGCGGUUGCUGGCUUCCUCAUUGCAGCCACCCUUGGCUACUUCACAUUGUACGCCAUGAAAAAGCCUGAGGCCACUGCCAAAGAUGUGGCCAAAGUUGCCACCGGCACGGCGGAGCCCCAGGACACUCAUCCUCGCAAGUAAUGUUCCACUGCCGCCCAUCAUCAUCAUCAUCAUCAUCAUGUGGGGUGUAUUCUUCUGUGUUUUUGUUGAUUUUCUCUUCAUGUUUUUACCUCACUAGCUGUCUAUGAAUCCAUCCUUUACAAAUAAAAUUAAAACCGUUGUUUUUGUUCUCUUCAA